AAUACCGCUGCUGUCCUCCUGCGUCCAUACUUCUCCAUCUGUUAGGACUCCACUAUACUGGAAGUGGAUUCUGCAAAAGCGACUAUUUCCUUUAACUGUCAGCUUUUGUGGCUGUUAUAUGUUGAAGUAACUUAAAUUGCGUUUAACCUUUUUUGGACAAUUCUGUUCCAUUGCUAGCUAGCACUGCGAAGCUAACCGUUGUUAGCAGAGAAACCGGGUCAAGUGAAGAACCGAGGAGGAGCGGAAUGGAAGGAAUUCACUCUGAUUCCCCUUCCAGGAGAAACCACGACUGAAAAAAGGAAACAUUUAAUCGUCUCCUAUAAUAUCCGGUUGUUGGUGUUACUGUAAUUCCCAUCAUGGUGCAGAAGUAUCAGUCACCUGUGCGGGUGUAUAAACAUCCCUUUGAGCUGGUGAUGGCGGCAUACGAACGCCGCUUCCCCACCUGUCACCUCAUCCCCAUGUUCGUGAAUAGUGACGUGGUGAACGAGGAGACGAGCGAAGACGGCUCCAUCCACAGGAUCGAGCGGCGCUGCGCUUUGGAUGUUGAUGCUCCACGUCUACUUAAAAGGAUUGCUGGUGUAGACUAUGUGUACUUCACCCAGAAAAACACGCUGAACAAAAAGGAGAGAACUCUGCACAUUGAAUCUCACAAUGAGACGUUUUCCAACAGGGUCGUCGUCCACGAGACCUGCUGCUAUUCAGUCCACCCAGAGAAUGAGGAAUGGACAUGUUUCGAACAAACGGCCAGUUUGGACAUAAAGUCCUUCUUUGGCUUUGAGAGCACCGUAGAAAAGAUCGCCAUGAAGCAGUACGCCAGCAGUAUCAACAAGGGAAAAGAAAUCAUUGAGUUCUACCUAAAGGAGCUUGAGAAUGAGGGCGUCACCCAUGUACCCCGCUGGUCGUGUUCCACCAUUAGUCCUGCUCUCCCUGAACCAAACAGUCUCUCCACCAGCCCGCCAGAAAUACAACACGCCAUCACGCCUACCGUUUCUGCCUCACAGGCCGCUGAAACCAAAGAUUGCGCCGCACAGGAUGCAAAGCAGGAUAAUGGUGCCCCUCAGGCAGACAGCCUAGCAGAGAUCCUGGCUGGUACACCUGAAGACAAACUGGAUGCAGACUACAUCAAACGUUACCUUGGUGACCUGACGCCUCUGCAGGAGAGCUGUCUCAUCAGACUUCGCAAAUGGCUUCAAGAGACACACAAGGGAAAGAUUCCCAAAGAUGAACACAUCCUGCGCUUUCUGCGAGCCAGAGACUUUAACAUGGAUAAAGCACGGGAGAUACUGUGCCAGUCGCUAACAUGGAGGAAACAGCACCAGGUGGACUACCUGCUGGAGACUUGGAACCCUCCACAGGUUCUUCAGGAUUACUACACCGGCGGCUGGCACCAUCAUGACAGAGACGGUCGUCCUCUGUACAUCCUGAGGCUGGGUCACAUGGACACCAAAGGUCUGGUGCGCGCCCUUGGAGAGGAGUCUCUUCUCCGACACGUGCUGUCCAUCAAUGAGGAGGGGCUGAGGCGCUGUGAGGAGAACACCAAGGUGUUUGGUCGACCUAUCAGCUGUUGGACUUGCCUGGUCGAUCUAGAGGGGUUGAACAUGCGUCACUUGUGGCGACCCGGGGUCAAGGCACUGCUGAGGAUCAUCGAAGUUGUGGAGGCAAACUAUCCAGAGACUCUGGGACGGCUGCUUAUCUUAAGAGCGCCAAGAGUUUUCCCUGUCCUCUGGACCCUGGUGAGCCCGUUCAUUGAUGAAAACACCCGAAAGAAGUUCUUGAUCUAUGCAGGCAAUGACUACCAGGGUCCUGGAGGGCUUGUUGAUUACAUAGACAAGGAGAUCAUUCCGGACUUUUUAGGAGGAGAGUGUAUGUGUGAGGUACCGGAGGGCGGCCUGGUUCCUAAGUCCAUGUACCGCACAGCAGAGGAGCUUGAGAACGAGGAUGUCCGUCUCUGGACUGAGACCAUCUAUCAGAGUGCCAGCAUCUUUAAGGGCGCGCCACAUGAGCUUGUGAUCGAGAUCAUCGAUGCUGCCUCAGUCAUCACCUGGGACUUCGAUGUGUGCAAAGGUGACAUCGUUUUUAACAUCUACCACUCCAAGCGGGCCCCCCAGGCCCCACGCAAAGACCCCCUGGGCACCCAUGGAAUCACCUCCCCAGGAGUCAACAACGUCCAGCUUAUCGACAAGUCCUGGACUCUUGGGCAGGAUUACAGCAUGGUGGCAUCACCUUUGACCUGUAAGGAGGGUGAGAGUGUGCAGGGCUCCCAUAUAACCCGUUGGCCAGGUUUCUACAUCCUCCAGUGGAAGUUUCAUAACAUGCCAGCCUGCUCAGCCACCAAUUUACCCCGAGUGGACGAUGUCCUGGCCACCUUGCAGGUGUCCUCACAUAAGUGUAAAGUCAUGUACUACACUGAAGUGUUGGGCUCUGAGGACUUCAGAACGGCUUGCUGUGAUGUGCAGAGUUUGGGUUCGAUGACCAGUUUGGAAUCAAGCCACAGUGGUUUCUCUCAGCUCAGCGCUGCUACCACAUCCUCUAACCACUCCCAGUCCAGCUCCAUGAUCUCCAGGUAGAAACUGGCAGCAGCGGACUUCACACCCUGAACCCCUUCGAUCCACAGCCUUUAUUAUCAUCAUCGUGGAAACCUUCUCCUUCCCCUACGAUCCCUCUCGUCUUUGGACUCAAUUGCACAAAUAAAAGAUGAAGAGUUCUGAAACUGAGGCAAAAAAACCUGAACAUUUUAAAGGGCUGAAAUUUGCACAAAGGAUAGAUUUUGCUGGAGGUUCCCUUGCAAGGGUGGACAUAUAAGGUCAAAGGUGGAAGAGGAGAGAAGCAAUAUUUUCCUCCCAUGGUUCCGGGGAGAGACACUGGAGGAAGCUGUUACAUUUAUGUUCACUUUAUCUGCCACUCACAGCACUGAGACGACUUAUACCUCACUCAUGCUGUUACAUUAAAAACGCACCCAAGUUUAUGACAUGCACAAGUUAAUCUCUCCACACCGUUACUGAAAAAAAAAGGGUUUGUGUUACUAGUUAGUAGUUUAUAGGUCAAAUGUGGGUGGGUUAACGUCCUAACAGACCUGGCUCCAACAUAAACUGCUAAUAAUUGAAGCUCACUGCAUCAUAGCUGUGCUUUUGACCAACAAACCCCCCCUCACUUUGAGGAGCAGUGGAGUAAUAUACCCAGGUCUGUGAUGUUGGGGAGUUAAUCUGCUUGCUGCAGUAACGCAGGUUGGACUUAUUACUGUGUGAAACCUUUAUUUAUUAUUUAGAUGCAUGUAGAGUAGCACACAAGAAGACA
Messenger RNA from Cyprinodon variegatus (sheepshead minnow), 3294 nucleotides. Its product is annotated as SEC14-like protein 1. The transcript has 17 exons. Gene Ontology annotation, biological process: negative regulation of RIG-I signaling pathway. Gene Ontology annotation, molecular function: RIG-I binding. Bases 357 to 2567 code for a protein of 736 amino acids. The record is from RefSeq and is a predicted model, not a curated record. Gene Ontology annotation, cellular component: cytoplasm; cytosol. Lineage: Eukaryota; Metazoa; Chordata; Actinopteri; Cyprinodontiformes; Cyprinodontidae.